AUGCCGUCCAUCAUCACGUCCUCCGUCCCUCCGUCUCCUAUCACAACCACUCCCUCCUCCCCGACUGCCCCGGGCACCCGGGGCAUCACCAAACUCACAAACUGCCGCCUUGUCCGCGGGAACGACCUCGUUUGGGAGGACCUCUGGAUCAGCUCCAAUACGGGCAAGAUCGUCCGCAGCCAGGCUGCUUUCUACGACCAUCAUGUGCUGCCUGAUGAGACGGUCGACCUGGGCGGCCGCAUUGUGGCCCCCGGCAUGAUCGAGUGCCAGCUCAACGGCGCUUUCGGCUUCAACUUUUCCACCCUGUUUGGUGACGAGGACAAUGCCGCCAAGGGCCAGCCGACAACCUACGCCAAGCGCCUCCAUGAGCUCAACCGCAACCUCGUGAAGACGGGCGUCACGUCCUACGUACCCACCGUCACCAGCCAGACGAGCGAGCUGUAUCACAAGGUGCUGCCGUUCCUGGCUCCGAAGCGUGGCGAGGCCAAGGACGGCGCCGAGUCUCUGGGCGCCCAUGUGGAGGGCCCCUUCUUGAGCCCGACCAAGAACGGCGUGCACAACCCCGAGGUGUUCCGCGAAGCCCAGACCGUUGCCGACGUCGAGGCCAUGUACGGCGCCAAGAACCUGGCUGGUGACGUCACCGACGAGAAGCGGAAGCCUGCCGUGCGCAUGAUCACCGCCGCUCCCGAGAUCGGCCGCAUGACGGACAUUGUCUUCCCCGAGCUCCGCCGUCGCGGCAUCGUGUGCGCCAUUGGCCACUCCGAGGCCACCUACGAGCAGGCGGCCGCGGCCAUCAGCCACGGUGCGACCAUGAUCACGCAUCUUUUCAACGCCAUGCGGCCCCUGCACCACCGCAACCCGGGCAUCUUUGGCGUCCUGGGCGAGACGCCCCUGGUGCGUGUGGAUACCACCACGUCGUCCCUCGAGGGUGCCGUGGCCCCGUCGCCGCGCCCCUACUUUGGUGUCAUUGCCGACGGCAACCACCUGCACCCCACCACCGUCAAGAUCGCCUACAACGCCUACCCGGCCGGCUUCAUUCUGGUCACCGACGCCAUGCACAUGGUCGGCUGCCCGGAUGGGCCGUACGACUGGACAAACGGCGACCGCCACAUGCGCCUCGUCAAGAACGGCAAGGUCCUGCUGCUCGAAAACUCCGACACAAUUGCCGGCAGCACUAUUACGCUGAUCGAGUGCGUCGAGAACUUUAUCAACUGGACCGGUGCCACCAUCCCGCAGGCGCUGCGCACCGUCACCUCCACGCCCGCCGCGAUGCUGGGCCUGCAGGGUGUCAAGGGUUCGCUCGACGCUGGCGCCGACGCCGACCUAUUGGUUCUGUCGGCGGAGGAGGUGCUCGAGCUGCCCACAUCGCCGACCACGGCGGCGGUCACUGGUGGUGCCAGUGUCGUCACCACGCGCCUGCAUGUUGACGAGGUGUGGAAGUUUGGCCAGCGGGUUCACGAACGCAAGUAG
This is a messenger RNA of Sporothrix brasiliensis 5110, 1470 nucleotides long. RefSeq names its product N-acetylglucosamine-6-phosphate deacetylase. Bases 1 to 1470 code for a protein of 489 amino acids. Gene Ontology annotation, biological process: N-acetylglucosamine catabolic process. Lineage: Eukaryota; Fungi; Ascomycota; Sordariomycetes; Ophiostomatales; Ophiostomataceae. The transcript has a single exon. Gene Ontology annotation, molecular function: N-acetylglucosamine-6-phosphate deacetylase activity. The record is from RefSeq and is a predicted model, not a curated record.